UAUCCUGGCCUGAACCCUAUAGCCCAGUGACCUUGCCCAGUCAAGGUGGGUCUGCAGUGGGCCACCAGACAGCCCUCAAAGGACUGAUGAAAUAUGGUGGGGGGGGCCUCUGAGGGAAUAAGACCCUAGGAGGCACGCUGCCCACCCCCAGAGGCUGGCAGUGCCCAAGGGUGGGGUGAUAAUUGUUUCUCCCAGUACCUGAAGGACACUUGUCCCAGAGGCACAAAUUCCUAGCAUUCUCUGUGACAGGACAGGACUAAGAUGGGGGCAGGGGAGAGGGUGCAAGCCCCACCUAGGGCGGUGGCCACAACAGGGAAAGGGGCAGACAGAGCCAGGAGCCUAGAGAGAGAGGAUGGCAGCAGGGCCGGUGAUCGGAGCCUGGGCGCUGGUCCUCAGUCUGUGGGGUGAGCCACUACUCCCUGAACCCUCCCUGCAAAAAGUACGUCACCCUUAUCCCCCAAUAUCCCAGAACCUCCCUAGAACACAGGCACUGUGUUGCAAGCUCUUUCCCCUACCCUGUCUUCAUUUCAUUUCUUUUCUUGCCCCUCCACCAUGGUGCUGCCUCCCAGGGACAGUAGUAGGUGCUCAAAACAUCACAGCUCGGAUGGGAGAGCCACUGGUGCUGAACUGUAAGGGGGCCCCUAAGAAACCACCCCAGCAGCUGGAAUGGAAACUGAACACAGGGCGGACAGAAGCUUGGAAGGUCCUAUCUCCCCAGGGAGGCCCCUGGGAUACCGUGGCUCGUGUCCUCCCCAACGGCUCCCUCCUCCUUCCGGCUGUUGGGAUCCAGGAUGAGGGGACUUUCCGGUGCCGGGCAACCAACAGGAAUGGAAAGGAGACCAAAUCCAACUACCGAGUCCGAGUCUACCAGAUUCCUGGGAAGCCAGAAAUUGUAGAUCCUGCCUCUGAACUCAUGGCUGGUAUCCCCAAUAAGGUGGGGACGUGUGUGUCCGAGGGAGGCUACCCUGCAGGGACUCUAAGCUGGCACUUGGAUGGGAAGCCCCUGAUACCUGAUGCGAAGGGAGUGUCUGUGAAGGAACAGACCUGGAGACAUCCUGAGACAGGGCUCUUCACACUGCAGUCGGAGCUGACAGUGACCCCAGCCAGGGGAGGAGCUUCCCACCUCACCUUCUCCUGUAGCUUCAGACUGGGCCUUCCAAGGCGCCGGGCCUUGCACACAGCCCCCAUCCAACCCAGUGUCUGGGAGCCUAAGCUUCUCAAGGUCCAAUUGGUGGUGGAGCCAAAAAGUGGAGCAGUAGCUCCCGGUGGGACUGUAAACCUGACCUGUGAAGCCCCUGCCCAGCCCCCUCCUCAAAUCCAUUGGAUGAAGGACGGCAUGCCCCUGUCCCUCCCCGCUAGCCCUGUGCUGAUCCUCCCUGAGGUAGGGCCUCAGGACCAGGGAACCUACAGCUGUGUGGCCACCCAUCCCAGCUAUGGGCCCCAGGAAAGUCCUGCUGUCAGCAUCACCAUGAUUGAAACAGGCAAGGCGGGGCCAACCGCAGGCUCUGUGGGAGGGUCAGGGCUGGGAACACUAGCCCUGGCCCUUGGGAUCCUGGGAGGUCUGGGGACAGUUGCCCUGCUUAUUGGGGUCCUCGUCUGGAGAAGGCGGCAAUGCCAAGGAGAGGAAAGGAAGGCCCCAGAAAACCAGGAAGAGGAGGAGGAACGUACAGAGUUGAAUCAGUCCGAAGAGCCUGAGGCAGGCGAGAGCAGUAUAAGAGGGCCUUGAGGGCCUCACAGACACACCCCAUCCAUCACCUUUUCCCUUGAACCUUUCUGGCCCUAGACCAGCUGUCCCCUGUGCAGUCUCCGCCCUACCUCAAUCACACUUUCUUCCACUACCAGAGUGCCCCACAGUGAUGAGUAAAUACCUGACACAUCU
Molecule: messenger RNA, 1879 nt
Organism: Nycticebus coucang (slow loris)
Lineage: Eukaryota; Metazoa; Chordata; Mammalia; Primates; Lorisidae
Gene: AGER
Product: advanced glycosylation end-product specific receptor
Exons: 10
Coding region: 353-1726 (457 amino acids)
Biological process (GO): regulation of p38MAPK cascade; regulation of inflammatory response
Cellular component (GO): plasma membrane
Molecular function (GO): signaling receptor activity
Source: RefSeq, a predicted model, not a curated record